Molecule: messenger RNA, 1651 nt
Organism: Bolinopsis microptera
Lineage: Eukaryota; Metazoa; Ctenophora; Tentaculata; Lobata; Bolinopsidae
Product: 5'-AMP-activated protein kinase subunit beta-1-like
Exons: 6
Coding region: 430-1185 (251 amino acids)
Biological process (GO): signal transduction
Cellular component (GO): cytoplasm; nucleus; nucleotide-activated protein kinase complex
Molecular function (GO): protein kinase binding
Source: RefSeq, a predicted model, not a curated record
AAAGGCUGAGCUGUCAAAGAACAGUUGUUUACUAGUUACUAAAAAUUAUGUGAACGUACCAGCUUUUGUUACAUAUAUUUCUUUACAAUUUGAGCAAAUUUUGAGCAAAUACUAGCAAAUUUUGCAAUCCAAAAAUUGACUGGAAUUCAAAACAUUAGCAAUUCGUACAUUUUGAUCAGUUAAAAUUAAAACUUCAUUGUUGUGCAUUAGCAUAUGAUAUAUUUUCGAGAAAAUGAAAAAGACCAUGCCACACUGCACUGUAACUUAAUAAAUACCUUCAGUGUAAAAUAAUUUCAUACUAGCGUUUGUGUAAAGUACACAUUCCUCAGUCAAUUCAAAAACUCCUCGUUCCAAUCUUGCAGUAACUGUGUGUAAUGAAUGAUUUAAAUAAUAAAAUAAUCCUUACAACAGUAAAAGAUGAGUGUAUAGAUGGGUCAGGCGCAGUCACAACGGCAAGAUGACUACGCGAUUGAGGGAAGCUCUAAUGAGCCGGUUAUCAUAAGAGAGGUAAAACAAGCAGAGAGACCGCGAGACCAGGUUCCCGUGAUACCAGUGCUGUUUAAAUGGCAGGAGUCAGUGAUGGAUCACUACAGUGGAGUGUGUCUGAGUGGCAACUUUAACAAGUGGGGACGACUUCCUAUGAAGUUCUGUGAUAACGAGUACAUUGAAUCUGUUGAUUUGACGCCGGGAACGUACGAAUUCAAGUUUUUCGUUGACGGCGAGUGGAAACAUGAUCCAAAGUUGAACAACAUUCCGAACAAAUUAGAACCAGGUGGUUUCAAUAACGUUAUAAUGGUAACUAAAGAUGAUAGCUCGCUCUGUAUAUCCUGUACGGAAGGAGUUGAGGGAGGUGCUGCCAGGACCUUCAACUACAAGGAUUUAGGAGAGGAAGAUCAGAAGUAUUCUGACGAUGGCUUCACAUCGGAGGUGCCGGACAUGGGCAUGUACAAUAACGCCGGCCCUCCUCCCCAGCUUCCUGUACAAUUGAGCAGAGGUAUCCUCAAUUCAGAGACCGACCAGAGCAAAGACCCCACCUUGCUACCAGAACCCCAGCACGUCUUAUUGAAUCACCUAUACGCCCUGACCGUGAGAGAUGGAGUAAUGGUGCUCGGAGCUACACACCGGUACAAAAGGAAAUACGUCACCACCAUGCUGUAUAAACCUAUUUUAAAGAACGAGUAUUGAUGUUAUUAAAAGUGGACUGAAUGCUGACUACAAGAACAGAAAGUAACUGAUAUGUGAACUGGGGGUAAUAUGCUCAAAUAGAGCCGAAUAAACGAUUGAGCCUCUUUAAAGAAUGGUAUUCCCCUUUAAAAAAACAAACAGUUUUUAAGAAUUAUUUUCGCACUAUGAACUGUCGAGGUUCCUAUUUGUAACCGAGUUGAUCAGACAGAAUUCCUGGAUCUGGACGAUCUCAAACUGGUAUUCUAGCGGACUAUUUAGCUAACAGACUUUAUAGCUAGAUUUAGCCAUAUUGUCCGUUAGCUAUAACUUUCACCCACCGUGACUGGCAGUUAAAUUAUUUGAGGCACCCUGAACAGCAUAUAAUUGAUGUAUCUGGCAGUGGAAUUACUGAUUAUUGUAUUAAUUGUAUUACAAAGAUUAACGUCGAACAUAUGGGAAUUGUUUUGAAUUUUAUGAUUUCAUCAAA